Molecule: messenger RNA, 6987 nt
Organism: Cuscuta epithymum
Lineage: Eukaryota; Viridiplantae; Streptophyta; Magnoliopsida; Solanales; Convolvulaceae
Source: the annotation of a GenBank genome assembly
GGUCUACACGAUACCUAUUUGCUAAAAAAAUUCACGAUACCUGCACGUCUGCCUCACUGCUGAUUCUACUCUUCUUCCAUUUAGAUUCAAAAUUUUACCCUUUACCGCCAUUAGGGAAUUGUGGGAUUUUAAGGGGUCUAGCAAUUAGAGACCUGGACGGCUGGACAGCAGCGUCAGGCAGCGCAGGGCCCGGACCGCCAGACGGAUUGACGGAAUCGCUGAGGCGCGCGACAGGGCUCAGGAGGCCGGGAGUAGCCGAGCUGGCGAGUAGGCUGUAGGCGAAUUCAGUUCACUCAGUUAAGGACUUCAGGUCAUACUAGCGGGCACAAGCGCACAAGCGCACAAGCGCACAACGAAGCAGUAAAGCAGCUCCAAUUUCAGCUUUUUACCGCACGGAGUAUUCUAAAAUUUGCUGUUUCCCGGCACUGUAUUUGUUCCCGUCCCUGGCUAGGCCGAGAGGCCCGAAAUAUGUAUGCUCUUUGUAUGUGGUCAGUCACACGCCAUGUGAAGUGGUGUCCUACAAUUGUCACUGUAUCGUCCUCCUGAUUUUGUGCCAGGGUCUGGCAUGUCCCUGCUUCAUAGCUAUGCACUACAUCGAAAGUUGCAGGUUUAUGCUGUAUCCGGAUGUAUCAAGAAGGCUAUUGAGGCAUUGAGUUCUAUGAGGUGCGUCUCCUGGAAGCCUACUGUUCAUGAUUAUAAUUCAUUAAUUUAUUGCAACAUGAGGUCAAAAUUUGUAUCCAUAGAUGAAAUAGUAGAGGUAUAUUUGGGAAUGAAGAGAUUUGGGCCUUCCCCUAAUGCAAUUACAUUUAACACCAUGCUGAAUGGGCUGAUCUCAUUGGGGAGGUUGAGAGAUGCAAUUUGGAUAAGCAAGGAUAUGCGGGAAAUUGGCUUCUUACCAUCAUUUAGUAUGCUAUCCAAGUUGUUGAAGAAAUCAUUUAUUUUGGGCAGUUUGAGUGAUUCGUUCAGCAUUUUUGAGUUUAUGUUGAACUUGGGAUGUAUUCCUACAGAACCAUGUUUGGUGAAAUUAUUUGUUGCUCUCUGCAAAGAUGAUCCAAAUAUUCCUCCAACAGCUUUUGUUGUUCUCACUGUUCUUUUAAGCAAAAAGGAUUGUUUCCAAGGAUCACGUGACUUUAACCCUAUAUUCUGGGCAUUAUGCAAGUCCAAUCAUAUUGAUUAUGCAUUAGCCUUUCUUUGCUAUUUAAAAAAGAUGGGGUUUAGAUGUGAUGUUUACUCGUACACCGCAUUAGUUUAUGGAUUUUGUAGGAAGAAGUCGUGGAAAGAAGCAUUUGAAUGCUUAGAUGAGAUGGAAGUUGAAGGGCAUGAGCCUAAUGUGAUAACAUAUACUAUUGUUAUAAAGUCUCUUUCUGAUGAUGGGAAACUUAAAGAAUCAUUGGACCUAUUGAAGAUGAUGGAAGAAAUUAAGGGAUGUAGUCCAGACUUGGUUACAUAUAAUGUUGUUCUCCGAGCACUUUGCCAACACAAUAGGCGACACUUCAAGAUAGGCGAGCUUGUCCAAAUUAUUGAUGGAAAAGGGUUCACGCCUGACCAAUAUACUUAUGCUGCUAUAGCGGUUGGUUUGUUGAAAAGGAGAAAAUUAAGUGUAGCCGAAAGGCUCAUUCGUCGAAUUAUUUCUUCAAGUUGCUGCUUUGUCGAUGUUGUGAUAUAUAAUAUAUACUUGAAUAUUUUGUGUAAAGGUAACAGAACACAAGAAGCACUCUCUAUGGUGAAUAACAUGACGGGAAUAGGCUUCAGUCCGACGAUUGUGUCCUACAACACGAUAUUGAAAGGAAUAUGCAAUGAGAAACAAAUUGAUGAAGCUAUGGAGAUUUUUUACCAGAUUGGUUGGCCCGUAGAUUUGAUUUCCUUCAAUACAUUGUUGGCUGCUGCAUGUGAACAAGGAGUUUCCACAAUAAUACAAAGGAUCUUAUACAUAAUGGAAUAUGAAGGGUUUGAACUCGAUGUAGUGAGUUCAACUUGUUUGAUUCUGUAUUUUUGCAAUGCUUUAGAGAUCACACCGUUAGUGAAAUUUUUAGAUCAUGUAAUUGGUGAAGGCUUUCAUAUUAGUAUAGGGACAUUUAAUGCUCUCAUGAGCAGCCUGUGCAAGAAGAGAUUAGUUGGAAAAGCAUACACUAUAUAUUCAUAUUUUAGAAGUAAAGGGAUUUCACCAGAUGUCACAACUUAUGAUAUUCUUCUUCGUGGUUUGAUAAAAGAAAGGGAUUAUUUUCUUGUAGAUAAGUUGUUAUGUGAUAUGUGCGAGCAGAAAUUAAAGCCUGAUGUUUUCACAAACGGGGUCAUGUAUAGAUUUUGUAAAGAAGGCAUGUCUCCUUUUGACCUUCAAUUGAGGUAUCAUAUGCAUGAAAAUGGGAUCAACCAGACUGAGCAAACUUACUUUAGCUACGGAUAGGUCCAGUUGUGGCAGGUAUGGCGUAAAAGAACAGAAAAUGAGUUUUGGGAUGUUUGACCUGGUGGCCCUAUUAUCUGGAUGUCCUUCAGUUUCCCAUGCUUAGUGCAUUGGAGGUCAAAGAAAUUCGAACGUCCUCUAUAUGGAAUUGGAGUAAAUGGAUAAUAAAUACAAGUGUUCACUUAUUUCAGGACCCUAGAGGCCUAGACCGUUUACUCAUGUGAUAUCUCUUCAUUGAGAUGGGAAGUAUACAGAAAAAUUUCCCAAAAUGGUUUACAAGGACGAUAAAUUAUGCAUAAUGCUUGUGAAUGCCGCACAGUAAAACAGCUCUGCAUAAGAUCCAAGCAGCCUUGCCUAGGCUCUCAAUUGGUAUUAAUCAAUGUAGUGGACAUUCAGUUGGGAUUUCAAUUCGAUGAAACGAGUUUGGGAAUUCUUAUGUUCAGCAAUUGGGAGUGUCGCCUUUUCUUGUAAGAAUCUCUAAGCUGGUAAGUAUAUUCACUCCUUUGAUGGACUAGUAAAUCAAGAGACUUGGUCCCUUCCUUUCUAUCCUUAAUGUUAAGAGGAUCGAUUCAUUGUCCACCAAUUUCUUCAGACCAACAUGACUUUUUUUUGCUAAGGCUCCGCCUGGUAAGUGUUAUGGUUGAAAUUGAUUUUUUUAAAAGAAAAGUAUUUGUCAAAAUGAAGGGGAGCCUUAGUGCACUUGUUAGCACUCUUACUCGCUCCGUUUCGAUUUUCUGAGUAACUUGUCAAGUACUAGGUGAUUUUCUCUACUCGGUGACAAGGUUGACUGGCUGAGAUACUCGGCAAGCAGUAAUUAAUUUUUUGGGGGUUAAAUCUAAACUUUUUAAACUCUAAGUGGUAUACUAUGGAAUUUGUAAAUAAUUAGUGGGUAUUUGAAAUCUGGAAAAAUAAGAUCACAAAGUGCUGAUCUGACUUGGAAACAAGUACGCGCAAUCCAACAAGCCGCUCAUGCACGUGCAAAUACAAAGAGUCAAAACAGAAGAGAGAAUGCACCAGUCUGAUUCGAUUAUUUGGAAUAGAAUGAACUUCUAGGAAAUCCGACUAGUAAAUAUCUGUUUGGGGAAGAUCUAUUUGGGGACAUUGAAAGGAAGAAGAAAAUGGCGACCUUGAACCAAAUGAAGAUAGUUUUGGACAAAAGUUUGGAAGUAUUAUUAAAUGAUUAAUUUUCUUGGAAAGUUAGAAUAUUUGGGACAUUUAUAUUUCUAAAUUUAUUUACUAUCAAGUCGAGUAAUCACUGACUAAUCCAAAGUAUGCCGUCCUGCUCACUACUAGGGCCUUGACCGAGUUGCCUGAUAGGUAACUCAGAAAGUAGAUGAUAGGUAACUCAGAAAGUAGUAAAGAAACUGUAUAUUGCUAAUGUUUUCUCAGAACUUCAAAGUGUAUCAAUGGUGGAAUUACAACUGAAAAUCAAGAAAAACUACUCUUCGAGAGGUCCUGCUCUUCAGUCUAUUUCUAACUGACUAACAGCCUGCUCUUCUUACUCACCCCCUCCUAUUUAUACUAUUCUAGUAUUCUUCUUAUUUAUUAUUAUUCUACCCGGGUCCCUAUCAUAUCUCCCCCCUUUAAGCAACCACCUUGUCUUCAAGAUGGGUGAUAGGAAACUGGAAAUCAUGCUUCAUCCUGGCGCCUCUUCGGCUCUUCCUUCCCAAUACCUCACUGUUUGCUGGACAGUAGCUUCCAUACUUGAAUCUUCCUCCUCACUUCUUCUAGCAAAAGCAUCAAUAGAUCCUCUACCUUCAGAACAUCAGUACCACCCGGGUGGCUUUGUUCAUACUGGAACUGAGCUUUACCAAUCACCAACUGCUCAAUCUUCCAUUUGCUAACAGCUCUUGCCUCAGGAUAUAACCCAAGCCCUUGGGUUUCAGUUGCUUCACUCCUUGAAAUUGUAGUAUCUUACAUGAAGUAUUCCCUGGGACUGAUAAGAAGAACAGCAGGAACAUCAAUUAACUGACUAACAACAAUGGCAGAUUCAAUUGCAGAGGUAUUAAAGGAAGCUUUCCAAUAGGAAUCCUGUGACUCAAAAUUGAUAGGUGCAAACAAUGACAUGAAGUGCAGAAGUAAUAUGAAAACGGGAACGCGGUUCGCUAAUAUGAAAAAAACGAUACGCAGGGGGGUAGGCUUCUUCGGUACGCUAGUUCGGUACACGGUACGGUGUACCAUAAACAUAUACUACCUACAAUUUUUGUGUAUUAAGUACAAACUAUAAAUGUAAUAAAUAUAAUAUAAUACUAGUACUAAACAAUUAACUUCAAUAAAACAUUAAACAAAAAGUCUGAAGUACUUAAACAAAUAAAGUAACUAUAAUUAACAAAAGUAAUUAAAAUAUUAAGAACGAAGUCUAAGGUUCUGAACCGUGGAAUUGAGUAUGAAAGUCUUGAACAUUUAAAGUUUAAAUGCGUGUAACAAAAAAAAAAACAAUUCAACUGUCUCUUUGGAGUCUGGAAGGAAGUAUGAAAGUCAAGAAGGGUCAUUUAGAUUUCAGAGGUACGAAAUUAUGAAUAGGAAAGAGUCAUUUAGACUUUAGAAGUCGAAUCACUUGGAGAGUAGAAGUCGCGUCGCUUGGACUGCUGGAUCGUCGUCCGCUAAGGGAAACUUGCGAACGACGAACGGGAUACGGCGAACCACCUGCAAGUGAAGCGCGAACUACGACCGAAAUCCGCCGUACCUGAGUCGCGACCCAGCAGCGACCGGCGCGCAACUGUACCGCGAUCCGGUACGCGUGAUCCGGAACGCAAAACGCGGGCACCUCAGCGAUUUCUGUAUCUAUGUGCAGAACCUGCUGUUGUUUCGACUGUGGAUAAAAAACUGGUAUAAGGGAAACUUUGCAAGAUACUCUUUUCCAUUUGUCAACUGCUUUAAACCUCUUUUAUGCACUUUAGAAUCACUAAAGGGCUGCCCCCUACCUAGAAAAUUAGUAGGUGAAAUCCAUAAGAGCUUAUAGCUUUUUGUGCUGCUUCCUCCAUAAGAGCUCCUCCACUUAAUAACCAAGUCCCUAAUGUACACCCACCUCAUUGCGUUAAGGGCAACAUUGAUAGGGACAUGGACAGCCAAUAAUAAUAAGAGCAAUAGAUCUAUAUUAAAUAAUGCAAUAAUUUACAAAUAAGGGUGUCGGGCCAUAUAAUUCAUAAGUUGGGCCGGCCCUUAAGAAUAGAUUUACUAUAAGAGGGGGAAGUAGGGAAGAAGAUAGGGAGGCAGAAAUUCUAAUAGGCUUGCGCAUGGGACUUGGGAGAGGGGACUGCUCUAAGUGUCUCGGCUAUCUGUUUCUUCCAUUUCGUACGAUUUCUACCAUUGUAACACCAUCAUUUUUAGUCAAACAGUUGGAAGAGCCUCUUAGUAGGGCAGGCAUAGAAACUGGAUUUCCAAUAUAAGUCACCCACCUAGAACCAACAAGAGGUCCAAUGCCCAGGUUUCCAGAUCCCGAAUAGCCCCUAGCAACAGGGUUCAUGACAAGGUUAUAAUCCCUCUCUACAUCUGCGGUAUUAUCACAGUGUAUGACAGUAACCACUCUAGAACUUCAUCUCACAGAAUGAAGUAAUGAACAACUGAUCUGAACUUCACACGAUGUACAUAAGAGUGAAAUCUCAAGUAAUAGAACUGAACAACAUUGAGAAUAAAAUUUCCAUUGAAUACAUCACUGCUAUGGCAAAGACUGCCACUAAGACAAGAUCCAUCAGCACCUCCCUCAUCUUUACGAACGGGUACAUGUGAUUCCCUUCAAUCCUUCUACCCAAUGCUGAGGUUUGUUCAUACAACCCCUUUUUUCCUUCCAUCCCCUCUUGUCUUCAUCUCUGAACUUCAAUCCUGUGCCUACCUGUUUAAUGCUAAUCAUUAGUGCAACUGAAUUUUGAACCCAUUUUGGAUGAGUCCUUCUAAUCACUGCCUCCUUCAGAGGUUUCCAGGUAUAAUCAGUUUUCUGCUCAUCCCCCCACGUAAACCCAUUUAUGAUCAACUAUGGAAUGCUAACUAUCAGAUCACAUGAAAGUCGUUAAUUCUUGUUUUACUUUUUGGAAUAUAUGUGCAGGGGUCUGGUUUUUCCACUGUCACUUGGAGCUGCACACAGGUUGGGGGCUGAAAACAACAUUUGAAGUGGAAGAUGGACCGAGAUCAGAUCAAUAGGUUCUGCCUCCACCAAAGGAUCUUCCACAGUUCCACUGUGCUAAUGAUAAAACAUUCACAGCUUAUUAAUGUCCCAUCAUAAAAAAAUCAUGAGGCAUCUUGAUUCUUGUGGUUGAAGAUCCCCCAAAUUUGAGGCAAAUAUUGAAAAAGUUAUUAUGCGUGUAUGCAGUUGAGAAACGUUGUGAAAAACAAAUUAUUUAAUUUUUAAUUAACUUGAAAAUGUAAUAAAAGUCCAAAAAUGAAAAGGCAAUUGUUUUCAUCUUUUCAUUGGACAUUUCUAGCUUGGUAACUGUAAACUGUGGAGUAUCUGUAUUGAUUACCUGGGUGGCUGGGUUUUAGUCUAGUAUAUAGGUGUGAGGUAAACCUUGAUAAAAUACAAUUAAUGAGUUAAAUUAUGGUAGUAGAAACCUUACUUGGAGAGUUAGGGCGUGUUAUUUUCUGAUAUAAGC